Molecule: messenger RNA, 807 nt
Organism: Prunus dulcis (almond)
Lineage: Eukaryota; Viridiplantae; Streptophyta; Magnoliopsida; Rosales; Rosaceae
Product: protein FAR1-RELATED SEQUENCE 5-like
Exons: 2
Coding region: 1-807 (268 amino acids)
Source: RefSeq, a predicted model, not a curated record
AUGGAUGUGAAGACAAAUGGGAGCAAGAAGUAUACCAUCUCUCUUUUUGCAGAGGGACACAAUCACAAGAUGACAGCCUCAGAAAGAUUGCAUUUAUUGCGAUCACAUCGUCGUGUUUCAGAUUCUACAAAAGUACUCACAAAACAGUUGGGUUCGGUUAAUAUCCCCAUUCAUCAGAAGGUAAGUAUUUUCGAGGUGCAAUUCGGAGGAAUGGAUAAAAUCGGUUUGAUCAAAAAGGAUAUUUACAAUCUUGAAUGUAGUGUGAAUGGGAAGCUGAGAAACCACGAUGUUGAACUAGUGAUCGAGUAUUUUAUGGUUGAACAAAAAAAAAAUGAGGCUUUUUAUUUCAAGAUUGAGGGAGAUGGCGAUGACAGGUUUAGCCAAUAUUUUUGGGCAAAUGCAACUUCUAAACGGGUAUACAGGUUUUAUGGAGAUGUUGUUGUAUUCGAUACCACAUUCAACACAAAUCGAUAUGACCUGACAUUUGCACCAAUGUUGGGAGUUAAUAACCAUGGUCAGACAAUUGCCUUAGUAUGCGCAUUUUUGAGCAAGGAAAAGGCUGAGUUGUUUAUUUGGAUGUUUGAGGAGUUUAAGAAAGCCAUGCCAGGUGGCGAACCUAAAACGAUCAUUACAGAUCAAGAUGCGGCAAUGACCAGAGCGAUUUCAAUAGCCUUCUCGACUACAUUUCAUCGACUUUGCAUAUGGCACAUCACAUCAAAGUUCCCUGUUAAGUUACCACAUUCUGCUUAUAAGGAGUAUUGGCGUGAAUUUCAGAAAGCCAUAUGGGAUACAAUAAGGAUGACCUAA